Molecule: messenger RNA, 2312 nt
Organism: Caenorhabditis auriculariae
Lineage: Eukaryota; Metazoa; Nematoda; Chromadorea; Rhabditida; Rhabditidae
Source: the annotation of a GenBank genome assembly
AUGAUAGGUCAGUCGAAUUGCAAUUUCAAACUUCUUCCAAAAGUGGUUAGUUUUCUUAUUUUCAAUUUUUUCCGAGAAACAAAUUUGCAGGAGCUUCACGCUCACCUGAAUGGCAGCAUUUCACUUAAAACAAUCAGAGAAUUGCUGGAAAAACAAUCGGAUCGUCCUGAAGAGUAUGUCCUUCAACAGCCCGUCAACAUGGAAGAGUAAGUUCUUUAUUAUAAUUUUUUUAUAAAUUUUUUUGAGAAAGUUACAAGUUGUAACCACGAAACAUUUCAUUGUUACCAUCAAAAUUUUGUAUAGGAGUCUGAAAAUCGCACAAAGAUUAAUGAGAUGUGAUUAACAGGAGAUAGUUAAGCGAAAAAAGGCAAAAAAAAAUGAAAAUAAUUUUCGAAAGGUCUGCUUGUCCAUUGAGCAACCUUGCCAUAAAUGCUUUUACGGGACUUGAAUCUUUUUUUCAAUAGUUGAAUAUAUUCAACUAUUGAAUACUCUUUUAUUACUCUUUUUAUUAAAAAUUUAAAACUAACUUUUGCUCAGUUUCUAUAAUUGCUAAAAAAAUUUCUACAUUAACUCAUUAUUUUUUUCCAAUCAUUUUAUUUAAGUUGUUUCCUUUACAGAGUUUUUUUCUCCUGUUUCCGUUGAUACAAGAACUGACUCAAAAACCUGAAGCUUUACGCAAGGUAAUAAGAUUUUGUUUCAUCAACCGGGACGAGUUUAAGGCCACACACGAUGUGAUAGAAGAAUUCGCAGAAGACAACGUUAUUUAUUUGGAGCUCCGUACAACCCCAAAAAAUACUCCAUUCACGAACAAAAAGCAGUAUGUUGAGAUCGUUCUUGAAGGUAGUAUUUUUUUUGUUGCGUGAUCCCCUUUUCAGAAAUACUUGCUGAAAUAAGUUUUCAUCAAUCUCUAUAACCACAGCAAGUUUGAUUCAGCAUGCAAAAAUUUAACUGUGAACUUAAAAGUUUUCAGCUAUUGAGAAGUCGAACGAACGGCUGAAAAUGUUAACAACUCUCAUUUUGAGUAUCGACAGGAAGCAAAGCGUUGAAGAGGCAGCGGAAACUGUAGAUUUGGCUAUUUCUAUAGGUAAAAAGAAAUAAUUUUCAUUAAACAAUCGAAAAUUUAAGAUUCGGAACUAAUUGUUGGUGUUGAACUCAGCGGAGAUCCGAAGAUUGACGGCCGAAAAAUGAUUCCAGAACUCCAAAGGGCCAGAGACGCCGGUCUAGGAGUGGCAGUGCAUCUUGCCGAAGUUAGAGAACUUUUCAAGCUGAUUCUUUUUUUUACAAUUUAAUGAGGGAAUGAGAUCAUUUUGGAGACAGUAUUCCAAAAUUUCGAAAUUAAAAUUUAAUUUUGACCAUCUGGUGAGUAAAAAUUUGGAAGAUAGACUUUUUUGAAUUGUCUUGCAGCAUUUGCUUUUUGUUCAUUAUGAUAUAGUCUGUUCAGAUUUGAAUGUCAAGUCGCUUCUAAAACUCCGCCCCUAAUGACCCGAUAAGCCAAUCAGAGAGCGAGCCAACCACAGAGCGUUUUCGAAUGACGUCAUUGUACUUGACAUUCAAAAUCUGAACAAACUAUAUAGAGCAGCUUUUUUAAAACUUUUUCUAAAAAUAAAAACAAUAAAUUUGCUCAUUCAAAAUUUUUCAGAUGAGCCAAUAUCUCGAAGAAGUGCCCGAGUUUCUUGAUUUUCGGCCUGAUCGAAUCGGUCACGGCACUUUUUUUACACACCGAUCAGCGCUACAUUGAAUUGAUGAAACGGUCGAGAAUUCCUUUAGGUUUUUUUUUAUUUUGAAGUUUAGAAAAAGGGAAAAUUUCUCAUAGAAAUCUGCUUAACUUCGAACGAAAUGUGCAAAACGACGAAAUCGGCCGACGAGUCCCAUUUGAUGUAUUGGAUCGAAUCGGGUGUCCCGGUGGCCCUUUGUGUGAGUUUUAAGAGCAGUCAUUUUUAUUCUGCUCUGUCUGCGCACUCUUUUCUCUCUUUCUCUCUAGCGAAGUCGGUGAGCGAGAAGAGAGAACAGGCAAGCUAGAUUUUGUGAAUUCUUAUCAAAAUCUUCACUUUUUCAGACCGAUGACAAGAGUGUUAUGGGCUGCGACUCGAGUGGAGAAUACGAAAAAGUUGGUUUGCAUUUUCAUUUCCAGGCGAUUUGAAUCAUUUUUCUAUUUUCAGGCUUACAAAGCGCUCUCAAAAAGGGUCGAGGAACCUUUCCAACUCUUGCGGAAAAUCACGACCGACGCAUUGAAGCAUUCGUUCAUUCGGAAGAAGUCGAACACGGGAAAAUAUGAAAAGUUACUGGCCAGUCUGGAUUUUUUGCCUCUUUGA